AUGACUGAGGAGAAGAAGUUGUGGCACCUAAUGCACGGAAAAAAGAAAGGGAUUUUUGCAGGCCUGGUGCGUAUUGCGCCGCGAACAGUGGCAGAGUUCCGAUUAGAGGCAAGGAGCAUGGACAUGACACUGAAGCAACGUGCGCGACUGUACAACAGAGACUUCGGCGUCUCUUCAGUUAUGGUGGUGUCAGCAACCCUGCCCAACAACGUCGACGUCCUCUGGGAAGUGGUCCUCGUCUUCUUCGUCGUAGUGACGAUCGCCUCCGCGGGAAUUCUGGACGACGGGGGUGAUGAUUACGGCGGAGGUGGUGGCGGCGGAGGCUUCGGUGGUGGAGGAGGCUUCGGCGGCGGUGGCGGUGGAGAUGACAUCGGCGUAGCAUCAGUUUCGUACGUCAAGACGCCAGUUGUGAGCGUAAAGUACGUCGCUAAGCCUGUGGUCAGUUACGUGGCUAAGCCAGUGGCCACCGUGUCGCAUGCCAUCAAGCCCGUAGUUACGUACACGACCAUUUCGAGCGGCGGCGGAGGCUUCGGCGGAGGCUUCGGCGGAGGCGGCGGUGGCUUCGGCGGUGGAGGUGGUGGCGGAUACGGAGGCGGUGGUGGUGGCGGCCACGGAGGAUGGUGGCCAUGA
Messenger RNA from Rhipicephalus microplus (southern cattle tick), 630 nucleotides. RefSeq lists its product as uncharacterized. The record is from RefSeq and is a predicted model, not a curated record. NCBI's taxonomy places the organism in Eukaryota, Metazoa, Arthropoda, Arachnida, Ixodida, Ixodidae.